AUGGAGGCCCUUACAACUUUUGUCCAAACCCACGUCCUGCAGCCAGACAACACGAUCCAGAUUCUGGGCCGCACGUACCGCCCGAAUGACAUCUUCCGCAUGGUCAUCAUCAUCGGAGGAUACCUCCUGUUGCGCCCGUACAUCCUCAAGAUGCAGGCUAAGUUCCAGGAGAAGGACCACGCGCGCGAGGUUGAUCCCAGCGAGGAGUCGAGCCAUUCGGCGAUGGCGGCGCGGAGGAAGCCUGCGGGCGAGGAGAGCGACAACGAGGAUGACGAUUCGUGGGGCGCGAAAUUGAGGAGGAGACAGAGGGCCGAGGCGGCGGAGAAGGCGAGGUUGAUGGAGGAGGAGAACGACAGUGACGAUGAAAUUGCGGAGUAUUUGGAGAAGGAAUAG
This is a messenger RNA of Morchella importuna, 393 nucleotides long. RefSeq lists its product as uncharacterized. The coding region runs from base 1 to 393 and encodes 130 amino acids. The transcript has a single exon. Gene Ontology annotation, biological process: protein transport. The record is from RefSeq and is a predicted model, not a curated record. Lineage: Eukaryota; Fungi; Ascomycota; Pezizomycetes; Pezizales; Morchellaceae.